Molecule: messenger RNA, 2595 nt
Organism: Chlorocebus sabaeus (green monkey)
Lineage: Eukaryota; Metazoa; Chordata; Mammalia; Primates; Cercopithecidae
Gene: ACP2
Product: acid phosphatase 2, lysosomal
Biological process (GO): dephosphorylation; lysosome organization
Cellular component (GO): lysosome
Molecular function (GO): acid phosphatase activity
Source: RefSeq, a predicted model, not a curated record
AAGCAAAACGUCUCCUAGAAAACAGGGCCAGGGCUCAAUCCCCUCCAAAGGCGGGGGCGCGGAGAGAAGCGACCUCUGCUUUCCCGUCCCUCGCCUCAACUCUGCACCCGCUCUACCUAUGGGGUCAAGCCCGGAAGCACCCCGGCUGGAGGGGACGCUCGCGUUCCAGGACAUGGUCCCGCCCACUGCAAGCGCCACCUUGGUAAGGGAUUUCUCCUAGCAGAGGCAAACGCGAACUUAAUGCUUUCUUGAUCAAGAUGAGGUCUUCGAGCCCUGUCUGCCUCGCCACGUUGGGCUAUGUGCCUACGCUUCUCCGCCACAGCCAGAUCGCGACCCUCCUGCACCCAUUCCCACCGAGAUUGCGCCUUAUCUCCCAACCCCAGCUCAUCCCUAAGUAAGAUGGCGGCGAGCGCACUUCCGGCGUGUGUCCUUACGGGUGCGUCCGGGCGGCUGCUUGCAGGUGCCACCCAGCGGGUUCCAGCUUCUUUGCUGCAUAGAUUACAACGGUGAUGGCGGGCAAGCGGUCCGUCUGGAGCCGUGCGGCUCUCCUCCAGCUCCUUCUCGGCGUGAACCUGAUGGUGAUGCCGCCCACCCAGGCGCGGAGUCUGCGCUUCGUUACCUUGCUGUACCGCCAUGGAGACCGUUCACCAGUGAAGACAUAUCCCAAGGACCCCUACCAGGAAGAAGAAUGGCCCCAGGGGUUUGGUCAAUUAACCAAGGAGGGGAUGCUACAGCACUGGGAGCUGGGCCAGGCCCUGCGGCAGCGCUAUCAUGGCUUCCUAAACACCUCUUAUCACCGGCAAGAGGUUUAUGUGCGAAGCACAGACUUUGACCGGACUCUCAUGAGUGCUGAGGCCAACCUGGCUGGACUCUUCCCUCCCAACGGGAUGCAGCGCUUCAACCCGAACAUCUCGUGGCAGCCUAUCCCUGUGCACACUGUGCCCAUCACUGAGGACAGGCUGCUGAAGUUCCCGUUGGGCCCAUGUCCCCGUUAUGAGCAGCUGCAGAAUGAGACCCGGAAGACACCAGAGUAUCAGAAUGAGAGUUCUCGGAAUGCACAAUUUCUGGACAUGGUGGCCAACGAGACAGGGCUUACAGACCUGACACUGGAGACUGUCUGGAAUGUCUAUGACACACUCUUCUGUGAGCAAACGCACGGGCUGCACCUGCCGCCCUGGGCCUCACCCCAAACCAUGCAGCGUCUCAGCCGGCUAAAGGACUUCAGCUUCCGCUUCCUCUUCGGAAUCUACCAGCAGGCGGAGAAGGCCCGGCUUCAGGGGGGAGUCCUGCUGGCUCAGAUAAGGAAGAACCUGACCCUAAUGGCGACCACCUCCCAGCUCCCCAAGCUGCUGGUUUACUCCGCGCACGACACUACCCUGGUUGCCCUGCAAAUGGCACUGGACGUCUACAAUGGCGAACAAGCCCCCUAUGCGUCCUGCCACAUAUUUGAACUGUACCAGGAAGAUUCUGGGAAUUUCUCAGUGGAGAUGUACUUUCGGAACGAGAGUGACAAGGCCCCCUGGCCACUCAGCCUGCCUGGCUGCCCUCACCGCUGCCCACUGCAGGACUUCCUUCACCUCACGGAGCCCGUCGUGCCCAAGGACUGGCAGCAGGAGUGCCAGCUGGCAAGCGGUCCUGCAGACACAGAAGUGAUCGUGGCCUUGGCUGUAUGUGGCUCCAUCCUUUUCCUCCUCAUAGUGCUGCUCCUCACCGUCCUCUUCCGGAUGCAGGCCCAGCCUCCUGGCUACCGCCACGUCGCAGAUGGGGAGGACCAUGCCUGACAACCACUCAGCCCGCUUCCCUCCGCCUCCUAGGGGAGGUGGGCUGGGCCCUCGCUCCUGACUGUUGCUGCUCCCCAGCCCAUGGACGGGAGAUCCUGGGUUGGGCCUCCCUCUGAUGACCCCAGCCAGAUGAGCGAGUGGGGCUCAGCGUGGCCCGUGGUGCCUGUCACUCAGCAUUCCCAUGCCUGAUGUUUACCAAGUGCUGUGUUGGACACUGGCUUUCUCCAAACAGGAUUUCCCUCCUCCACGCUCCCUACACACCUGAGAUGUAAACUGGCCGUCAGUGUUCACUCAGGACCUAGGAUUAGAAAAUGGCAGAGUUGGUGCUGGAUCCACCUUGCGCUUCUAUCAAGUCCCGUUCUUUUUCCUCCAGCCUGGAGUCUUUGGCAAAUAGCUCAGAGGACACGGUCUUGCCUCUCAGUGCUUAUUUUAGUGAGAAAAACAGCAAAUACCAGGGGUACAAAUACUGGCUCCCAAGGAACUGGAUCACCCAACAGCCAGCCAGCCACAUUUCCCUGUGUCUGGCUAGAGCCACCGUUAGACUCAGACAGAAUGCUUCAGGAAUCUUUGUCACCCCUUCAACUGGAGCAGGACGGAAGGGUGUCUGUACUUGGGAGGGAGUGGGGAGUAAUGGGAGGGGAGUCGCUUGUCACAUGGAAUCAGGAAACUGCUCUCCCUCAGCUGGGCUGGGGUCUCCAGGGACCUGAGGUACAUGCAGGUUGUGAGCUGGAAAAGAAAGUUCUAGACUGUGGCCCAGAAUAGGGCUGGGGCAGUUCCCAGAGAAUGAAUAGUGUUGUUUCCUAUUGGACUGAUA